Coniophora puteana RWD-64-598 SS2 is the source of this 228-nucleotide messenger RNA. RefSeq lists its product as uncharacterized. The annotation marks the transcript as partial. The transcript has a single exon. The record is from RefSeq and is a predicted model, not a curated record. Lineage: Eukaryota; Fungi; Basidiomycota; Agaricomycetes; Boletales; Coniophoraceae.
GUCCUCGUAGCAUUCGGAUCGACGCAUGCGUUCUCAUGCUCUAAUCUCCCAGCUUGUGCCACAAACUGUCUUGCGAGCGCAGACAUGGGCGACUGUCAGGAGGGAGACGACACUUGCCUCUGCAACAACCAGGCCUUCAUCAACAGCACCACCUCCUGCAUCCAGUCCACAUGCACUGGUCAGGACCUUCAGACGGCCGAGUAUGACGCCCAGCAGCUCUGCCUCGCU